AUGUAUUGGCACAUUCUGUCCUUCUUGUUUGCUGUUCAGGAGAUGAAUCAGGAUCUCAGGAUGCUACCCAACAUCACCCUAGGCUACAGCCUCUUUGAAACCUAUUUUAACGGCAGACUGGUUUCCAAUGCAAUGCUAGACAUGCAUUCUGCUGGGGAAAGCCAUCUUCCCAACUAUAACUGCGGACGGCGGAAGAACCUUUUGGCUGUUUUUGAAAGGGCUGAACCGGACAACUCCAUCCAGAUUUCAAGCAUGUUGGGCAUGUACAAAAUCCCACAGGUCAGCUAUGGCUCUUCUCAUAACAAUAAAACUCAGUCCCCUUUUGUCUACCAAAUGCUCCCCAAGGAAGAAAUUCAGUACCUGGGGAUUGUCAAGUUGCUCCUGCAUUUUGGAUGGACAUGGAUUGGUCUCUUUGCCCCAGACAAUGACAACGGGGAAAGGUUUUUGAAUGCCUUGAGACCUCUGAUGAUGAGUCGAGGAAUCUGUGUCGCCUUCUCAGAAAGAGUGGCUCGUGAGACUCUAUAUCUUCACCCUUUCUUAAGAAGCAUCCAGUUGUUUAACACCUCCAGGGGCGGACUCUAUUCAGAUGAGAAGGGGGAUCUGGCAGCUGAUUAUGAUAUUGUGAACUGGGUGCUGUUUCCUAAUGCGUCUCGUGGCAGAGUGAAAGUUGGGAGUGUAGAGAGACAGGCAUCCUCCGAUAUAAAACUCACCAUUAACACCGAAGCCAUUGUGUGGCCCUGGCAGUUUAAGCAGGUAGGGCAAAUGAAUGAUACUAUGCCUCGUGCCAGGUGUACCGAAAGCUGUGAACCUGGAUACGCAAAGGUGGUUCAAGAAGGGCAGCCCAUUUGCUGCUAUGCCUGCGCUCUCUGUGCAGAAGGGACCAUCUCCACUCAGGAAGAUGCAAACCACUGCACCAAAUGUCCAGAAGAACAACAUCCAAACAAGGAGCAAGAUAAAUGCAUCUCCAAGAUUAUCACCUUCCUUGCCCAUGAGGAGCCUUUGGGGAUCACCCUUGGUUUCUUUGCCCUAUUCUUGUUCUUAACCACGUGCUUCAUUUUGGGGGUCUACGUUAAAUAUAUGGAAACUCCCAUAGUCAAAGCCAACAACAGAGACCUUUCCUACAUCCUCCUUGUAUCUCUCAUGCUUUCCUUUUUGUCCUCCUUUCUGUUCAUUGGUCAGCCAAAGAAAGCAACCUGCCUUCUCCGACAAACCGUCUUCAGCAUCAUCUUCUCAGUUGCUGUCUCAUCUGUGUUGGCCAAAACCAUCACGGUGGUGCUGGCCUUCCUGGCUACAAAGCCAGGGAACAAGGUGAGAAGAUGGCUGGGGAAAAGUCUGGCCAACUCCAUUAUCAUUUCCUGUUCCAGUGUCCAAGUUGUCAUCUGCACUAUCUGGCUAGGGAUUUCUCCCCCGUUUCCAGAGCCCAACAUGCACUCCCAGGCUGGAGAGAUCAUCCUGCAAUGCAACGAAGGGUCUGCUGCCAUGUUUUAUGGUGCCCUGGGCUACAUGGGCUUCCUGUCUGCCAUCUGCUUCAUGGUGGCUUUCCUAGCCAGGAAGCUUCCGGGAUCCUUCAAUGAAGCCAAGCUGAUCACCUUCAGCAUGCUGGUCUUCUGCAGUGUUUGGGUGUCCUUUGUGCCCACCUACCUGAGCACCAAGGGGAAGUACAUGGUGGCUGUGCAGGUCUUCUCUAUCUUGGCCUCCAGUGCUGGGAUUCUGGGCUGCAUCUUCCUUCCCAAGUGCUACAUUAUUGUACUCAGGCCUAGUUUGAACGCAAAGGAGCAUCUCACAAUGAAAAUGAAGUGA
Zootoca vivipara (common lizard) is the source of this 1800-nucleotide messenger RNA. The record is from RefSeq and is a predicted model, not a curated record. NCBI's taxonomy places the organism in Eukaryota, Metazoa, Chordata, Lepidosauria, Squamata, Lacertidae.